CUUAAAUUGAAGCGACUCGGCCAAUGAAACAUUUCGUUAUAUAUCUGAUAAGGCAGGUGUUGCAAAAUGGAUGACCCCAUCUAUUCGAAUGAAAGCAUCGAGCUUUUAAUGAAAUACGAAUCGAAUAAUUGCCCCCAAUUGCUGCAUAAGCUAGUGGAUGGUAUCUGUCACCGCACAAAGCCCAAGUAUGAUGACUACUCAAAGGUAUGGAGCCUUCAGGAAUGGUGGAGCCUGGCUGAUGCAUACACAGAACUGUACAGGCAGGCAGUCAAACACUGUUGGAGUAAAGAUCAGUUGUUGAGUGAGCUCAGUGGGAUCAGGGAAGAGUACCAGUCUGUUGUAUGUGAUGUAUUGACAAGCCGGGAAAAAGACAUACGGAACCAACUUCUCCUAGACAGCCAUGCCAUCUCACACGCAACUAUGACAGACUUCGACUGGAAACUUAAGUUGGUGAUGGGGAGUGAUAAGUUAUCAACUGUGCAUGAGCCGCUACUCUCUGUUGACCUCGAUGUACAGAUGACAGACGGACGGAAAACUGUUUCCAUGGAGCUCAACAGAGAACAACUGUCGGGGCUUAUUAGCAGUCUUGAGGCAGCCAACAAGGCUCUUCUACAGCUGAAAUCAUAAAGCUUUAUAGAAAAACUUAAGAUACUCCAGCUGGGAUUGACCAAGGCAAGCUGUGAUAUUGUGCCAAAUAUUCCUAUUCACGAACACUCGACCAUGUGCAAUAUGUGCCCAUACUUAAUCAUUGUAGUGUUUAUUAUUUUAGUAUAAACAUGUUUAUGUAAUAUUAGUGAUAUAUAAAUUUGUAAUAAAGGUGAUAUAUAAAUUAAAUGUCGUCUUUAGA
Mya arenaria is the source of this 847-nucleotide messenger RNA. RefSeq names its product COMM domain-containing protein 8-like. NCBI's taxonomy places the organism in Eukaryota, Metazoa, Mollusca, Bivalvia, Myida, Myidae. The coding region runs from base 67 to 627 and encodes 186 amino acids. The transcript has 5 exons. The record is from RefSeq and is a predicted model, not a curated record.